This is a messenger RNA of Lasiosphaeria miniovina, 1814 nucleotides long. Its product is annotated as RNA polymerase I associated factor, A49-like protein. Gene Ontology annotation, molecular function: DNA binding. Gene Ontology annotation, cellular component: RNA polymerase I complex. The record is from RefSeq and is a predicted model, not a curated record. Bases 73 to 1371 code for a protein of 432 amino acids. Gene Ontology annotation, biological process: RNA polymerase I preinitiation complex assembly; transcription elongation by RNA polymerase I; DNA-templated transcription. The transcript has 3 exons. NCBI's taxonomy places the organism in Eukaryota, Fungi, Ascomycota, Sordariomycetes, Sordariales, Lasiosphaeriaceae.
CAUUAAUUUUGGAAGUGGGUGAUGCAGCUUUGCGCAAUUACCGUGUCACUAUAACCCGCCAUAGACAUCACAAUGACAGACUCACCUGCCGAGAAAAGAAGACGUUCUAGGGAUGGGUCGUCUCGGAAAGAUACCAAGAAAGCUGAUCUCCAACGGACGGAACCCCGUGUCGCGCUCGUCGCACAUGUCUCCAAGGUUUUCAAGUUGAAAGUUUCGCCCCCAGUAGUAGCUGUUUCGCCUGGAAUCAUCCUCUCCGACGCCCUGAAGUUCGAUACCUACGAAAAGGAGAGACCGGCGACCAAGAAGAGAAAGCAUGACACACCAAACGAGAUUAUCCUGCGUUCCAGCACUCACAGGACAAUCGACUACACUGGUGUCGAAGACAACCCAUAUCUGAAUCACUAUGUGGGCAUAUACGACCCGGAGUCUGGAGAUCUGGAAGUCAUCCAGGCUAAGAACUUGACGGUCCGGGGCAAUGUGCGGACAUACGACUUUCCCGACCAAGCGAGCUCUGACGGAAAGACCAUGAUGAGCAAGAGGCAGGAACUCGGUGAAGCCUUUGGAACGAGGAAGUCGAAGAAAGCGAUCCAGUCGAUGCUAGAAAACAACCUCAUGGGCGCAGGUUCAGGAGAGAAACUGGCCGUGGGCGACCGAAUGAUCGUCGAUAGCAUCAAAAAAAGGUCUCGAAAUAUGGCUACGCGAGAAGAACUCCAGGCAGAGGUCGACCAAGCCCGGCCGGUCCCUCGUGGCAACUACGACGCCGAAGAGAUCCAGGACGUCUACAUUCCAGCAGAGCUCAUCGGCCCGGAGGUGCUCAAUGCGAUACCUAUUAUGGACUGGCAGCAGAAGGUGAGAGCACAAGAGGAGUUGCUUGUUCCAUCUCGGUUUGUUGCGAGCCGCGUCAACCGUGUCGCCGGCAACGACAAUGCCGUCGAGAGACUCAAGGUGAUGCGGUAUCUCUUGUGGGUCAUCAUAUUCUGGGCAUCUACGACAAAAGGGAAAGAGCGCGGAACCCUGAGCAUAGGCAGAAGAGAUAAACUGAGGGAGCUCCUGGCGCCGGCUCCCGAGAUUGUCAUUGAGAGCAUCCGACGAAAAUUCUCAGACAGCGGUGUGAUGCGCAAGGCACAUACCGACCUCCUCAUGACCCACUGCUGCGUUUUUGCCAGCAUCAUCGACAACUUCGAAGUCAAUACUUGGGACUUGCGGGAAGACCUUAAGUUAGAGCAGAAGCAAAUCACUCAGUAUUUCUUGGAGAUUGGAGCUCGUGUGAAGCAAUCCAAGGGUGGCGAUCGGAUGAACUACAUCGCCAAGCUCGCUCUGCCUCUCCAGUUUCCUCAAGUCCGGCAAGUCAGACAAGCAAAACGCAGAUAAUCCAGCCCAGGAGUUUGGGCAACAUUCUUUCAAGCUACAGGGGUUGAAACCCCUCUUAUUGUGGCCGGAGUGGGGGGUGACGAUUAUUUGGCGUUGAAUAACAUGUAUAGAAUUGGGGAAAGUCAAAGUGCGAGCCGAGAUGGUUGGGGCAGACCGUGGCUGGCCUCGCUAUCAUCGCUAGCCGCAAAACUGUGGCUGGCUCGAGCCUGAAAGACCAAGCCUGUUAAUGAACGGCCUUGGUCCCCAGGAUACCUACCUUAUUUAUGACUUGCAAUGAGCCAAGAUGCUGGGAACAUGUCAAAUAGGUAUCAAACUGUAUUCGUUAGGAGUGGGAAUAACGGACUCGGUCACUUUGAACUCACAGUGCUCAACUCGAGGGUUUUGGUAGUGUAGAGUAGAAGCAAACGAGGCGGCAGCUAGACUGUUGACCCUUUCCUAACUUC